AUGGUUCAACUUGGUCGGUUGGUAGACAUUUUCCAACGAAUUGCUCCGCAUGGAAUCGUCAGUGAACGCGUCCUAGUUUACGUUCUCCAGGAUUUGGUAUCCUGCGGCAUAGAGGAUUGUUAUCCGCCCUUCGUGCCAUGCGCCUGGCGACAAUUGCGACCUCCGGAUAUCGAAAUAUUGGUCGAACGAUUGUUCGGCUCCACCGAAUAUAUCGAAUGGCGAGAAUUUGUCCUGUAUGCAAUGGAUCUGCCUGUGCCAUCGCAUCAGGAUAUUCUGAAAGCACGAGCAGCCUUCAAGAUACAUGAUUCUGAAUCGAAAGAGGUAGUCACAUGCGAACAAUUCCAUUCGAUAUCCUUGUGGUUUCUCGAAAUUUCCACCCUUUAUAAGAAUUUCUUGGAUGAAAAACUUGAGCACAGUAACUUCGAUUCAUUAGAAAAUAUAAUGUUGCGUAAGGAAGCACAAUUAGGCGAGCAUUUUUCGAGUUUGGGGAACGAUUUCAUAGAAAGAAGCGAGGAUGAUUCUAGCACAACAUUGAGGCUGAUGCUGGCAAAGCAACUUCUUUGCCGCAUGUAUCUGGUAAACCGAGACUCGGUUCAUUAUACCACCAUGCUGCUAGCUUUCUGCAAGAACGAGAAUCCUAGUGUGGGACUAGGAAAAGCGUUCUCCCUUGCCAUGGGUGCUAGAGUUUGUACUGAUACAGUGGAAGGUGAGAAAUACGUCGAAGAGCAGAAGCGCCGUGUUAAGGAGUUGAAAUUGGGGCAGAAUUAUCUUCGAGAAGAGGUUAACGAGAUAGUACAAGAAAUUAUGAAUGAUAUAAUAAACAAAACGAUAGAGACUGUUGUUUUGUUGGAGAAAUCCCCAAAUCAUGACUUAAGGUCGAAACGCCAACAGGUAAAAAUCCAACAGUUGAAUGGACAGAACGAGGUAGAUCCUGAGCUUUUGCCGGAAGUGAUAGCAGAACAUCUAGUUACAGAAAAUUCAUCGACGAUCAGUGACGAAUACGAACACAAGCACACUCUUUUGUCAAUCGAAGACGAAACGCUCGAAGACCAUACAAAAAUACAGCAGGACGAAAAAGUGAUCUUUUGGCUGCCGCGGGAUGUUUGCAUGACGGUUUUAUCUACUUGUCUGCCGUGGCUUGCGUCACAAGCAGAUCUCUUCCAUACCACUUUGAGUCUUUGCGAAGGAAUAGCACGCGUAUAUGAUGAGUUAAGAGACGAGGAGUUGAAUGACGCAAAAGACCUCGUUUUAGCUCACCGCCUGGUGAACCACAGCUUCAUCUGCGAAUUACUCUGCGCUUCUUCCAAGUUUAUCUCGAAAAACAUGUCAGAUAUACUCCGCUGUAUCUUAAAGAAUAAGAAUGAUCAAAUGACAUAA
Molecule: messenger RNA, 1377 nt
Organism: Acromyrmex echinatior (Panamanian leafcutter ant)
Lineage: Eukaryota; Metazoa; Arthropoda; Insecta; Hymenoptera; Formicidae
Source: RefSeq, a predicted model, not a curated record